AGCAUGGCCUCCGGCGCCCCGGCCGCAGCCCCGGACCCCCUGCGGGUCCCGGGCUCGGGAGGGUCGGAAGGGACAGAGGAGGCACUCGGGCAAGCGGCGAGAAAGAGAAAGGAGCCUCCCCUAGCCGCCUUUUCCGCCUUCAGCCACAUACCGGCCAGACGGGAAGGGCCUCCAGAGCUCAGCUAUUUCUACAGGAAAGCCAAGACAGGAGAUGAUUCCACUUACGAUGCCAUUUUCAAAAGACCAGAGGGUUACAACCAAAAACUUCACCGGUGUGACAGAGAACAUGCAAAGAGUCGUGGUCUUAACAUUAAUGAAGAGGAAAUGGCAAGACCUGUUCCUCUUUUGUCAUCUUCAGAGUAUGGGAGACGCAUAAAUAAGCCCAUAGAGGAGCAAAUCAAAGGUCAUGGAAGGACUAAUCAAAUACAGUCAGAUUUCUACAGGAAAAAUGGCAUCGCCUGCCUUUUGGAAAAAACUUCCCCAAGCCCGUAUCCACGUUAAGUCUCUUAUAUCUGUCAUUGCUGUUGUAGUUGAUACAUUUAUUGGCUGGAAAUAUGAUAAAAUAUGAAUAUUAUUUAUGAAAUAUCAAAAAUUGUUUUCCUGUGCCAAUUUAUUCAGGUUCGUUUGCCCGGUCGGUAACAGGUUAAUUACACAUGGUAGAAGGCUAAUAAACAGUAG
Dryobates pubescens (Downy woodpecker) is the source of this 678-nucleotide messenger RNA. RefSeq names its product cilia and flagella associated protein 90 (gene CFAP90). The transcript has 3 exons. The coding region runs from base 4 to 501 and encodes 165 amino acids. The record is from RefSeq and is a predicted model, not a curated record. NCBI's taxonomy places the organism in Eukaryota, Metazoa, Chordata, Aves, Piciformes, Picidae.